AUGACGUUCAUGAUUCCAACCUUCUUGGACGAAAGAAUCUUCGUGACGCCCACAUGCAGCCUGCGGUUUCGUAGGGUGAGGAAAGCCGACGAAGGCGUCUACAGCUGCUACAAACGCGACCUCCGCUUCCCCAGUCAGUGGCAGUCCCACGCGUUUGUGUCCUUCCGCCUCAAAAUCGAAGAGCCCUCGAUGAAGUUUCCCGUGGCCUCGGAAAUCCUCCUCGGUUUACUCAUUCUCACCACAUGGGCUUGUUUGCUCAUUUUACUCUGGCUAGUAUUGUCAAUUUGGAGCUUGGAGGUCAACAAAACGGCGAUUAUUCAAGCUGGGGAAAGAAAAAGGCGAAAGGAGAAACUGGCUGCGUUUUUGGCGGAAUCCCAAGCAAACGACAGCCAUUCCUUUUCUAGACAUUCCAGAAUACAUAAUCCAAAAUACCUGCUACUUAUUAAUAUUAGGUAG
This is a messenger RNA of Mesocestoides corti, 456 nucleotides long. Lineage: Eukaryota; Metazoa; Platyhelminthes; Cestoda; Cyclophyllidea; Mesocestoididae. The record is from the annotation of a GenBank genome assembly.